Amborella trichopoda is the source of this 483-nucleotide messenger RNA. RefSeq lists its product as uncharacterized. The record is from RefSeq and is a predicted model, not a curated record. Lineage: Eukaryota; Viridiplantae; Streptophyta; Magnoliopsida; Amborellales; Amborellaceae.
AUGGCUGCACGAAGUUUUAUUGGCGGGAUUUUGAGGACUGAAAGGUUUGAUGGCACAAAUUAUGCCUCAUGGAAGCGCAAGCUAGGCUAUGUGCGCUAUGAGAAGGGUUGGCACAAUGUCUUCACUGAGGCUCCUCUAUCUCAGCCUAGAGGAAAUACAUCUCAGGCUAUGAGGGAUGCAUAUGCUGAGUGGGAGCACCAGAAUAUACUCGCAAGGCAUAUCUUGCCUGUGGCUAUGCAUGACUCGUAUGCAUCCAAGUAUGGGCCCAUUAAAACCGCUAAGGGGAUGCAUGAUCAACUUAAGAAGGAGUAUGCUGAUCCUUCUCUUAUGAGAAAAACCCUGGCCAUGAAGAAGUAUAAUGAUCUGAAAAUGGGCAAGGGUGGAAAGAUUGUGGAGCACGUGCACACCUUCAAAGCACUUGUUCGAGAAUUGGAGGCGAUUGAGAUGUGGACCUGGAACCCAUGCAAGUGGUUCACCUGCUGA